AUGGAAAACUCCUCCAAGGACAAAAAAACGGCCACGGGACCGAAAAAGAAGAGAGAACCAGGCAAGCGCUGCGCGGUUAUGUUUUGUAACAACACCAACAAAGACGGAGUAAGUCUCCACCAGUUUCCCACCGAUGAACCCUUUCGGCGCCAGUGGAUCGCUUUUGUCUUAGCAAAGAGGACCGACGACUGGACGCCGGGAUCUGGUAAUAUUUGCAGUUGCCAUUUUACGCCAGACUGUUAUGAAGGAAUGGGUGCGAAACUCGCAGGGUUUGCUAAGAAGGCUUAUCUGAAGAAGACGGCCAUCCCCACAAUUCAGGCCAAUCCCACCCCUGAACAAAUCCAGGAAGCGCGCUCUCUUAAGAGAAAACGUCCAUCUGCGGCAACGCGAAGUGAUUCAAAGCGGCAAGUUCAACUAAAGGGGGAUAUAACGCCAAAAAGUCGUCCAAAAAAGUCUAGUCGAGCCUUGUCUAAACUUACCGCUCAUAGGGUGAGUAUUAAUUUUGUUUUUUUGUUUAGCUACCUUGGCAUGAAUAAAAAGUUUCUAAAAUAUCAUCAAGAUAAAAGAUCAUAAUCAAAACGCAACAGUGUGCCUUCAAGAUACAAUAAUACAAUUUACUGAAAUCAGGCCAAAGGUUAUGGAGCACAUGCACCAACAGAAAACUGAAAAAAAAAAUUCUUUGUUUAUGAUAGCUAGUGGCAGAUUAUAGGAAGACGCGAGAAAAAGAAAAGACCACUGAUAAAGUACCGGGACCAUCCACAAGUGACAACAGACAACCACCAAGUAACAAUCAACCUGAAGUUCCCGAAACAACGGAUCUGGCACAGCCCUCAACGAGUGCAUGUGGUGACACUUCGUGUUUAGAGACUGGUGCAGGGCAAGAAGAACGAAGUCAGGCUCGGGAGUUUCAAACGGCUAACAAGGGAACUCAAAAAGGACUCCGCCGCCCAAUCUGUCGCAGCAAAGGUAGACUUUAAUCUUAGUUAUAUCUUGAAAAAUAAGUGUGUUUACAAAGGGUUUAGCCAUCUUUUCAAACAUUCUUUGCGAUGCGACUAUCUUUGGUGAUUAAGGUUUUUAAUCAUAGGUACCCAGAUUUCUCCAAAGUCCAACACAACGGUGGAAAAUGGGUCAUAG
Porites lobata is the source of this 1134-nucleotide messenger RNA. NCBI's taxonomy places the organism in Eukaryota, Metazoa, Cnidaria, Anthozoa, Scleractinia, Poritidae. The record is from the annotation of a GenBank genome assembly.